Molecule: messenger RNA, 4620 nt
Organism: Stylonychia lemnae
Lineage: Eukaryota; Ciliophora; Spirotrichea; Sporadotrichida; Oxytrichidae
Source: the annotation of a GenBank genome assembly
AUGAUUCGGGACCGCAAGAAUUGCUUGACCUAUAUUCUUAUAUUGCUCAUAUCAUCCAUUGCAGUGAUGAGCUAAGUUUAGGCUCAAAUUUCAGACUAAUAAUCAGAGAUCAGUCAAAAGCGAAAUUUGUUAACCACUAUUAAUUGGAAAUGGAUCACUCGAGCUCACUAUAGAUACUACUUGGUUUCUACGUGGUAACAGUCAGAAAUAGUAAUUGGAUCGCUCGAGAACGGUAAUCUGAAGGGGCCAAAGAGAGUACUUCAAAAUCUGAACCCUCAACCUGAGCCACCGGGGUAUCUGUACCCUGAUGAUCCAGUAUAGGAAUGCCCUACUGAGAUUCCUUUGCCACCAGUGACUGAUUUUCCAACAUUCACCAUAGGCCCUCCUCCUGAGACAGAUUUUCCUCCUGAAACAACUUAGGAGCCUGAAUAGACAACUACUGUUACACCAGUACCGACAAGUGAAAAUGUACCAACAACUACUCAAGAAGUGACAUUUACUAUUGAACCAACCUCAAGCUCCAAUAUAACUGAGUUACCAACAGAAACUACAGUGCCUACAGAAACUAUUGAACCGACAGAAACUACAGUGCCUACAGAAACUAUUGAGCCGACAGAAACUGUUGAGCCUUCAGAGUCAACAUAUCCCACUGAAACUUAAGGACCUACAGAAACAUUAGUACCUACAGAAGUAGCUUCAACAACAGAGUAGACUUAUACACUAGAACCUACUUAAAGUCCAGAUGUAACAGAGCCAGGUGAAACAACUGAGCCAAUAAUCACCAUUGGACCAACCCAAUCGCCUAAUGUCACUUUAUCACCAGAAGAAACUACAUUGCCUCCUCAACCAACUUCAAGUUCUGGGUAAAUCUUUGCUCCAAUUGGAUGUGAUUAAUAUGAAAGCAAUGGCAUAUGUACUUAGUGCAAUCUUUACUCAUGGUUAAAUCCAAGUGAUAAUAGUUGCAAUUGCUUCUUCAACUAUAAAGUAGAAGCAGAACAAAUACCAGUCACAAGCGAUACAAACGACACAGUCACUAAUACAUACAAGCUGAGCGUCUACACCUAGCUUGAUCUGAGUCAGGAUUUAUUUUCAAAUGAUAUCAACUGCACUGACUUGUUGUUCUUUAUAUUUGCUGACUCUCAGACGAUUGAAUAAUUGGCACCCGAGGUGGAUUUGUUAACUUGCCAACUAUACUAAAUCUUUUACAUAGUCAAGCCUACAGGCAAUGGAUCUUAUGUCAAUAUUUUAGAGAUCAGCAAUAUGACAGAAAAUGUGUUCCAAGCAUUCCUUAAUGAUGAUAUUGAAUUGGCUUACGACUAUUCUGUUGUGGAUCUAUAAUGCUAUGGUGCUCCUGAAUUGCUUGUUACUUAUUAAGGUUUAUAAUGCACUUCUGAGCAAGAUUACUGCAACAAUAAUUAGUCAGAGAACGUAAAUUCAAUUCUACUUGCUGGGAAAAGAAAACCAGGUGGAUAUGGAUUAGUAUAUGGAGUAUGUAAUUAUGAUUAUAAUCUGACAAUUAUAAAUGACUAAAAUCUAGUAGAUUAUGGAAGCCCCUUUUCUCUAUAAUUAGACUUACAGAAUGCUCUAUAUAAUGGAUAAUAUCUUUAAGAUAACUAAACUGAGAGCGCUGUUGACUGUAGUGAUUUGAUUUCUAUUUAGACUUUCAAUGAUACUGAUGUUGACUGGUAAACAGUCUUCUUUACUCAAGAUCUGCUAACUUGCACUGCAGAAAUGAUUCAAAUAAAUCAGCAAAACUAGACAAUCUUUUUGAGAUCUGAUAAUGAAUCAGCAGAUAAUACUUAAUAUUUAAGAAUCAAAUUAAUGAAUUUACAAGAAGAAGUUGUCAAUGCUCUUAAUCAAAGAGUCUUUGAUUUGAGUCUUAAUCUUAGCAACUUUGUUUUCAUUAAUUGUCCUAAUGAGGAAUAGACCCUUGCCAUUUACUAGGCCAAUAAUUAGACCUUAGUUAUCCCCAUUUAGUCGAAUGAAUCGGAUAACUUCUAAAAUGAAAGUGGAAAAAAUCAGGCUAAAUUUAAUUGCUCAUCUAACUGUACUAGUUGCGACUCGUCGACAGGAUAAUGUAGAGCUUGUCAACAAGGAUAUAUACUUUUGCCAGUUGAAAAUGAUACAAAUACAUGUCUAUUGAAUCCUUGUGAAGCCAAUUAAGUGUAUGACAUACCAACUUCUUAAUGUGCUGAUUGCCCAGAAAAUUGCUCAUCAUGCGACCCUUAAACCAGAACUUGCCUUGAUUGUGCUUUUGGAUACUUCAAGCUUUUCUCCAAUUAUAAUCAAAGACGAUAAUAGAGAUAUCUUAGUGGUCCAUUCUAAUGUGUAGAGCAAUGUCCCGUUGAUUUCUUCACUGACUAUGACAAGUCCUAAUGUGUUUUGUGCGAUCCAGAUUGUGGAUAAUGUUCAGGUAACCCUAACUACAAAUGCUUCUGGUGGUUCUAAAAGGCACUAUGUUCAGCAAAAAGUAUAAAUGAAUAAACAUAGAAAGUCUAAGGAUAUCUAAGAUGCGUUAAUAACUGCCCAGGUGGAUACUACUAAGUUGGUGGAUGGUGCCGCUCAUGCAAGACUAACUGCGAUAGAUGUUCUAAUCAAGCCACUUGCUAGCAAUGCAGUUCAUAUUAUCAACUCUAAAAUGGAGAUUGCGUUAAUAACCUUUGUGAGAGCAACCAAUUCGUAAACCAAAGAAGUUAAUGCUAGAAUUGUUCAGAUAAUUGUACUUCAUGCACUAGAAAUUAAAAUAACUGCACAUCUUGCAUUGAUGGUUAUGUACUUUAAAGUGGAGUGUGCGUAGAAGCAAACUAGUCAUUAGGUGGCGAAGUAAAAUGCUAAACAGGAUUCUACUACAAUCUGACUUAAAAUAGAUGUCUCAGAUGUAGUCCAUAUUGUCUAAGCUGCUCUUCAUCUUAGGAUUGCGAUGAAUGCUCAAAACUAUCUUACACCCUACUGAAUUAAACUACAAGUUAAACUAGAUGCGUUUCAAUCUGUCCUAAAGGCUAUUACUCUAGUAAUGCAGGCAGAGAAUGUAAAGCUUGUUUAACUAAAAAUUGCGAUGUUUGUGCCCCAUAGUCUAAUUGUUGGACAUGCAGUGAAGGGUUCUAUAAAGGAAGAUCUUCAUGCUUUAACACAUGCCCUGCUGGCUCAUUCCUAAGCUAAGACUAUCUUAAGUAUUACUAGUGCUCUAACUGUGCUGCUCCUUGCUAGAGAUGUAAUUCUAGAGAUACUUGCAGUUCUUGUGCAGCUCCAUAUAUUAAAGUUACCUCACAAUUCUCAGAUAUCAAGGAGGAAGAUGUAUAGAAAAUCUUAAAGAAAUCUUGUGUCUAUAAUGCCUCUUAUUGUCCCGAUGGCACAUUUUACUCAGCAUAGAGAGAUUAAUGCAUUUUGUGUCCAAGAGGAUGUGCGCUUUGUGAUAAGACAGGUUAAUGUACAGGAUACUGCAAUAAUCAAACUAGAUGCUAGGAUUGCAUCUCUAAACCAGCUUAAUGUAUUCAAUGUCCAGAAGGUUUUGUAUUAAUCCAAUCCGGAGAUAAUGUAAGCUGCAGAAGAUCUUGCUAAGGACCAGGUAUUUUCUAUGACGAAAAAUCCUUAUCUUGUCAAAACUGCUCUUAAAACUGCUAAUCCUGCAACGACUCUAUUGGUUGUAAUAGAUGUGGAGAAGGAUACUAUAAAUAAAUUGAUGGCAACGGUACUGUAUCUUGUGUUGCAAAUUGUCUUGAUGGAUACUAUGGAAAUAACCAAUCUAGAUAAUGUGUGAGAUGUCAAAGAAAUUGCUAGUUGUGUGAUUCUGCAGCAAAAUGUUUAACAUGUGAUGCAUAAACUUCCUUAGAUCCAAAUACAGGCAGAUGUUAUUGUGCACUUAGAUAUACAGCUUAUCUUUCAAGUUAAAGCGACAAUGUUCAGGUGAGUUUCUAGAAUGUGAAUUGGAAUUCUUAAGUAUCAUAAAUAUUUGGAAAUCCAGAGUAGCUAUUUAAUUGCUCUGAGAUCUUCGACUUCAAUCAAGUUAACAACACUAUUGCAGCUAAUCCACCAUAUGAUAAUAGCCCUGACGCUCUAGAAAAUCUUUAAUGCACCGCUUCAUAUUUACCAGAUGCCAAUGCUGCUGAGAUACAAAUAUAUAAUGUCUCAUAAACUCUCCAAACCUUGAUUAGAUUAAAGCUAGUAACAAUUGGAUUGAGAAGAGGUGUUUACAUCAUCAACUGUGUAUAGUUUAAACCUUUGACUCUUUCUUUUGCUCCUGCAAAUAGACGCUAAACUAGAUUUUAUUCUAAUUAAAACGAAGAAUCGAAUAGUAAUGAAAACUGCUCUGGAAAUGGAAGGAGGUUACUUCAAGAAUAAGAUGCAAUUUCAAUGAUCUAAACAGAAGUUCAAAAUGAUUAACUAGUGGAGACAAGUGAAAAGGAAGAAAUUCAAUAUUCAGAGAGAAGAAAGGAAAUUUAAUACAGCUAAAAGCUCAAUAUUUGCCUUUUGAUAUGUGUUAUCAUGAUACUUGGAGUAGUUAUAGCUAAGAAAAUAUUAAACAGCAAAAAGAAUGAAAUUAUUUAUUAGAGAUAGGAUAGUGAAGUUGAAAUGGAAAAUAAGGAGUAAGCACAAAAAGAAGAAGUUCAACUACUUUAUUGA